UUUUCCUUGGGUCAGUGGAGGGAUUCUCCUGACUAUUUUAAUUCAUUUUGAUAUUUCUCCUGGUUCAUUAUCAGCAGGGGUCUAUUGUAUACUGUGUUUCGCGAAAUUGAUGUUUGGUUUACAUUCAACAAGAAAACGUGUGAUUUGAUGGAUUUGGAACGCCGAUAAUUUGCCAAUCAAAGUGGGAGCUAACAGGUCACUGACAUCUUCAUGCAAAUGGGUUGAGGAUAUUGUCAAAGGCCAAUGUCUGUUGUGAUGCAUGGAAGAAGCAGCAGCAGUGUUUUGUGUUGAACUUUGUCACAUCACCGGGUCAUAAUGUCAGGUGAAAGUACGACGGAAAACAUUCCUCUUCAGCCGAGUACAUUAUCAAAAGUGUUAUCAGAGGAACUGUCCCUAGACUCUUACUUAGAUGCACAGACUAUAGAAAAAGAUGUGCAGCUGGACGAGGACACCAGUGAACUAACCAAUCUAGAAAAACUGCCCGACGUUGUUGAUGAUGCUAUAACAGCAGCUGUGGAGGCAGCUGAGAAUGUGUGCAGGCUGCUGAAAUUGAUGAAGUAGAAAGUAUAAACUUGCAAGAGUCGGAUCUGAAUCUCCCAGAUGAAGAACCUUUGAAUAUACCAGAGGAUGAGUUAGGAUUGCCUGAUGAUGAUGUUGACGAUGUUGAUGAUGAGGAGGAUGGAGGAAGUGAAGCAUCAGAUGAAGAAUCUGAAGAGGAGUCAGAUGAAGAGGAUGAAGAAGAAGAGGAGGAGGAGGAAGAAGAAGAAGAGGAAGAGGCUACUGAAAUAGAGCCUCCACCUGAUUUAACUAGCAUCAUUGAUGGUCCUGAGCCAGUUGCCAUGGAUACGGACCUGGCAGCAGCUCUUCCAGAUGAACUUAAGACUGUGCCGGAGGAGAGUGUCCCCAGCACCAGUCAAGUAAAGGAGAAGACCACAAAGAAGGGGAAAAAGAGGAAGAAGAAAAUGAAAGGAGAAAAGAAAGCUAAAAAGGCGAAAAGGAAGUCUGGAUUUAGGAGAAAAAAUAUCAGGUCCAUUAUCAAAGAAGAUGAGCUGGAUGCAGAGACCCUGGCUGCCCAGAACGAGGAGUUUGAGAGGAAGAAGCGUCUCCAGGAGAUCCAGAAGACCUUACUUGCCAAGGCCCAGGGUCAGAAGGCCGAGGAGAAGGAGAAAGACAAGGACUGCCAACUCAAGUCUUUACUACAAGCUGCAGAGGAGGAAGCCACCAAGAAUGACGAUGUUGUGAUCCUGGAUGAGGAAGACAAGAAGUCGGAGCCAGAGAAGGAGAAAGAUGUGAUCGACAUCAGCUCGGAUGAAGACUGCAUGGUUGUUGAGGACAAGGAGGAAGAGGGCGAGGCUGAGGAGGAGGACAUGAACAAUGGUGGAGGACACAUCGAUGACGAACUCAACCGUGCAGACGAACAGGGUCGUGUUCAGGUCAACAUUGGACAUCCCAGCACUGACCCUGACAUCUUCCUCUCACUGAAGAUUGCCAAAAACAUCAAGCCCCAUCAGAUCGGCGGUGUUCGGUUCCUGUACGACAAUCUGGUGGAGUCACUAGAUCGGUACAACAGCAGCAGUGGGUUCGGCUGCAUCCUUGCUCACAGCAUGGGGCUCGGCAAAACCAUCCAGAUGAUUGGAUUCAUUGACAUCUUCCUGCGCAACACCAGUGCUAAGACUGCCCUGUGCAUAGUGCCUAUCAACACUCUGCAGAACUGGAUGAGUGAGUUCAAUCACUGGGUCCCCAUAGAGCCGACGCCAGACUUCCCCGGUAUGGUGGCAAGACCGUACAAAGUCUACUUGAUGAAUGACAACUAUAAGACAAUGGUAGCAAGAGCUAAACUGCUUGGUGAGUGGUCUGAAACCGGGGGAGUGCUACUGAUGGGAUACGAGAUGUAUCGUCUCCUCUCCUCGAGGAGAUCCAUUCCCGCGAAACCAAAGAAAUCCAGGAAAACCACGAACUCCUCACAGUCACAAGAGCCAGAAGUGAUCGAUGUUGACGAGGAGGAUAAAAAUAAGUUAUUAAUGACAGAUAUGUUUUCGUCGCUGGUAAACCCAGGUCCCGAUACAGUGGUAUGUGAUGAAGGACAUCGGAUCAAGAACAGUCACACAGGAAUCUCUCACUCUCUAAAGAACAUCCGCACAAGACGGAGAGUGGUGUUGACGGGGUACCCGCUGCAGAACAAUCUGAUGGAAUACUGGUGCAUGGUGGACUUUGUCAGGCCUAACUUCCUGGGCACCAAGACCGAGUUCUCCAACAUGUUUGAGCGGCCGAUUAUGAAUGGCCAGUGUUCCGACAGUACACUGAGUGACAUCAAGCUGAUGAGGCAUCGAGCUUAUGUGCUGCACAGCUUGCUGGGGGGAUUUGUACAGAGGCGUGGACACACAGUAUUACAGCACGCACUGCCGCCAAAGUAUGAACAUGUGUUCCUCAUCAAAAUGUCUCCCUUACAACGUAAGCUUUACAACGAGUUCAUGAACACCAUCCAGGACUCAAGUGGUGAUGGCCCCUUCGCCACCAUGAACGCUCUCAAGGCCUUCGCCGUCUGCUGUAAGAUCUGGAAUCACCCGGACAUUCUCUACAAGCUGGUUAGUCAUCAGAAGAACGAAGCUGCUCCAGAGAGUGACCUUGACAUUGACCCAGAUGGAGGAGGGGAAAAGAAGAAGGCCAAUCAAAGAGCAUCCGAUUCUGAAAAGAAUGUCAUCAGCUAUGAUUGGGCCCAUGACUUGAUGAAGGAUUACAGGCCAGGAUUGAUCGAGAAUGGAGGCAAGAUGGCCAUCCUGUUCUCCAUGAUUGAGCAGACACUUGCAAUGGGGGAAAAGAUACUGAUCUUCAGUCAGAGUCUGUUCACGCUGAACCUGAUCGAGGACCUGUUGUCCCAGGUGGAUGUGCCACACCCUGACAUGCAGGAAAAGUGGGCCCGGAACAAGUCCUACUUCCGUUUGGACGGGAGUACGCCGGGUACGGAGAGAGAGAAGCUGAUCAACCAGUUCAACGACCCCGAGAACAAACGAUGCUGGGUGUUCCUCCUCUCUACAAGGGCUGGUUGCUUGGGGAUUAAUUUAAUUGGUGCCAACCGAGUUGUGGUGUUAGAUGCGUCUUGGAACCCAUGCCAUGAUUGUCAGGCGGUGUGUCGAGUCUAUCGGUUUGGUCAGGACAAGAACUCGUAUAUCUACCGGCUGGUAACAGACAACAGUCUAGAAAAGAAGAUCUACGACAGACAGGUCACAAAACAGGGCAUUUCAGAUCGUGUUGUGGAUGAGAUGAACCCAGAGAACCACUUCACACACAGCCAGGUUGGGAACCUCCUGCACUAUCAGGACAAGGAGUUACCCAAUGUAGACUUCAGCAAGGCUAAGGAGACAUACAAGGACACUGUGAUAGGAAAAGUGUUGGCUAAUCAUGGCCACUGGGUGUCCAAGGAACCAUUCUCUCAUGAGUCACUGCUGAUUGACAAGAAGGAGUUGCGGUUGACGAAGAGGGAGAAGCAGAUGGCGAAGGAGGCAUACGCUCGAGACAAGAAGAUGAACAUCUCCUACACACGACCAUCAUAUGCAGCAUUCUACCCUCAUGGUCCCUCAAACACACCCAUGUCAUCGAUCGUAUAUAUACGACGUGUGGGGCCGUCCCGCCCAGUUGCCAGUGUGAAGCCGAUGAUCUCAACUCCAGUACCGAUGAGGUUGAAGGCAGAUGGCAAAGCGCCGAUUGGCACCAUCGUGCGGCCAGGGGUCACUGUUCACCAGGUCAUCACCACGACAGAUAUUGUGUUGCCUGGCAACAACACAAACACACAAGCUGGUAUGCCUAGGAGGAUCCCAGCAGGUCAGCAAGUGCUUGUUAUAAAGACGUUGAAGGGUGUAUACAUUAGAACCAGUGAUGGCAAGCUGUUCGCAGUGCGCUCCAAGACUCCAGGCAAUUUAACAGGAGGCAGUAGCGUAACUGGCGUCGCAACUACCACGACAACAGGUGUCAUUACCCUUACCACUUCCAAAUCCACAGGUUCUCUAGGAGGAAAGGCAAAGUCAACAUGCACUACAAUUGUCAUUCCAAAAACCAAGAACCUCAAUUCAAACACUCCUGCAAGUAUCAAAAUAGUGCGCCCCAACAUCUCCCUCAAGUCCGGAACGCCCCCAACCAGUGUGAUCAUGCCCCGCGGUCAUGCUGCAGGGGCUAGUGGCCAGGGGACAUCAAUGCUGGCGUCCAUCUACUCUCAGACUCAGGCCGUCAACAAGAUUCUCAACAAGUCCCAGCAACCUGGGAGUUCCAAGUCAGAACCUUCAUCAGGACCCGACAGGUCCAGCUUGAGUGAGAUUGGAGACUCUAGUCGAGAUAUGUCAGCCUCGAGUUCUCCUGGACAAACAUCAGACUCUCAGCCUAUGUCCGGGAGUUCCUCACCUGCAGGAAGCAGCGACAAGGACUUGAGACUCCCGGAAUUUGGUGUGUUAGGUGUCCAGAACUCUGGUAGGUGGAGCAAGGCCGGCACAGUGGUGCAGUCAUCACCAUCUUCUUCCAACUCAUCAGCUGUUGUAUCAAUGUCAUCUAUCGCUUCUCAGUCUGGUAGCUCUACUACAGCACUCUCCCCAGCCUCUGGCCAGCCCUCCAAGCCCAGUCCAUCUGCCACAUCCUCGGUACUACCUGUUGACCAGCCCGUUACCAAGACUACUGGGUCAGCUGCUCCCUCACCACCUACCCUCAGCCAGCCUGCACAGAACCCACCCUCCAUCAAACCUAGUGCUCCUCCAGUUCAUCCUUCAGUCUCUACACCGUCUGCCCCUACUCACCCUGUUCCUCCUCAACCUGUUCAAACACAAGCUGCUGCUGCUGCUCCUGCUCCACAACCUCCCCACUCUACUCAAACUUCUUCACCCCCAAGUACACUCCUAGACUUAGACUCCCUGAAACCCUCAUCCACCCCGAUCACCCAGCCCCACCCCUCGCAGCCUGGACCCCAGCCCCAGUCAUCACCCUAUCCCCAGCAUCAGCCUACACUCCCCCGCCCCUCUAUGAUGUCAAACAACUCACAGUCUUCCAACUUCUCCAUGUCCAACCUAGCAAGCCCAUCAUCCCACCAAAUGCACUCGCAAUACGGCGGCCAGAGCAAUAUGACAGAGCCCUCACGUCCAGAACAGUCACAGAUGCACUCACAGUCCACCAUGCAGACUCACAAUCAGGCACAGAAUCAAUCUUCAAAUCAAUAUGCCCAAUCACAGCCCUCAACACAUCCUCAGUACACGUCUCAGGUCCAGCCACAGAGCCAAUCACAGUCCUCCAGACAGAACCCUAUGGCCCAGUCACAGUACCCGACACCGACCCCUCAGUCUCACUCCUCCCAGCCGUCGGUGCCGUCAGGGUCCAUGUUUGGUAACCCACUGGCCCACCUGACUGCCCAGUUCGGGUCAAACCAGCAAGCGAGCGGGGUAUCUAUGUCACCCUACCUACCCAAGCCAGUGUACCCAGGCCACUCCACCACCUCACAAGAGUCCUCCUCACAGCUACCAAGCACUGAUGACACCAGUAUGCAGCAGAGUCAGAGAGGCUAUGGGGAGGCUGACAACUCCAUGAACUACAACCUCAAUAACAACAGCAACAACAAUCUAGGCUUUGGUGGCUCCAACAACUACUACAACAUGGGAGCUGGCAUGUCGCAUCAGUUGUCAGGGUCGUCAGGGGGAGGUAACCAACAGAUGAUGCACAAUCCCUACUUCCCUGGCGGAGGGAUCAGCUCUUACCCUUACCCAUCCCACAUGUCGAUGCUGGGACAGGGUCCAGGGAUGGGCUACGGCAUGCCAUUUGGUAUGCAGAACCCAAUGUCCAACCCCAUGGCGAGCUCCAUGCCAAUGAUGGGUGGUGGGCACGGGAUGAUGGGAGGUGGGAUGGGACAGUCACAGCAGCAGACUCCAACAGCAUCAACACCUGCCUCAACAACUGACAACAGCCUCAACUCCACUCAAGCUCCCCCCCACAACCUCUAGCAACCAAUCCAAUGUUCCUCAGAUGCCAAUGCCGUUCCACCCGGGAAUGUACGGCAUGGCUCCAAACCCUCUGCCCUACCCCGGAAUGCAGUCAUUCAUGAACUCUCCUUCAAUGUACAUGCCGUACGGCAUGCCAACGAUGAUGCCCUUCGGCCCCAUGAGUGGAAUGGGCAACCCCAUGCAGUCACAGUCUAGUCAGAUGGCCAACUAUGGCCAGAACUCUUACGGACAGUCCAUGUCUCAGGAUGGGGGUGGUCAGGGUCAGAGUCAACCAGAUGGCAACAAGUAAUUGUGCAGGCACAGGAUUCAGUGAAGACAGCAGGAUUGGGAUUCACCACAAAUGUUGUGUGUUGUAAUAGCGGUCUCGCGGAGGACAAGUGUUUGUUUGAUCUGUGACCUUCUGGAAUACACUAACCAAAUUCUGUGAUGUCAUUCAUCCUGGAGGUCGUAUGGGAUGCGGAGAAACUGUGUAGGCAGUAUGUGAAGAUGCAGACAAUUCACUAAAACCUGUAUUCAUCAUUGUGGUGAACAGAAAUAAGGUUCUUCAUGUUGAUGUAUUGGCCAUGAGCACAGACCAGCUGCAGUUUAUGGAUCCAUGACAUGCAGGAAUCAUUGGAGGAAUAUGGAGUUACUGGCACUGGGUGAAGGUCAGUGGACCGAGGUGAAGGCCAAUGGACCUAGGUGAAGGUCAUUGCUCCUGGCUUUGUGUCAUAUAAAACCGAUGCCAUCUGGACAACAGCAGUAAAGAUGGUAACGGUUGUGUGCGAAGAAUAUCAGAAGUGUUAGUGAUAGCAUCUCAUAGCAAAGGACGUGGACAAACUGCCAUGGUUACCUGAUGGUAACUGCUGCUGUUACUAUGGUUACAACAUGUAAUGUCACCCUAUCAUGCUACCAUGGUAACAUUACAUUAUUUCCUCAGAGACAUCUCUUCAACACAACAAAUCACAGGGUUGGAGUUUAAGGGGCUUGUGUAAAUGAAUGACCCCCAUAUGGACAUCAACACAUUCAGGGUUAACUGCACAAAAACGUUCCGUACACAAAGAAAGGUCUGAAUAUGCUUCAUCAGCAGAUCCUGUAACAGAUAAAGACAGAAGACAAGACUCCGAAGAAGCACAAGAGUUGCCAUGGUUUAAACAGACCAAGUGAUCUCAUGAACGGGCUGACAUUAAGUGAUUUCGCACACUGUUUACAAAGGGUAUCACAUAGUCAUACAUAGUCAGUUACAAAGUGGUUUGGCAGAGGGAGAUGCAGGGCCAAGACCAGUUUGAUGCUGGCCAUUAUAUGGUCAUAUUAACCAUUAUUUCAUAGUCUCACCUGACAGACUGUGUGAAAAAUGUGCUGAAAAUUUGAAAAAACUUGAAAUUUCAAUACUAAAUAUCUUCAAUAUUACCCUCAAAAUUACUUUGCGCAAACAGUCUGAAUAUUUCCAACCACAUCAUGAAAAUAUGUCUGUAUCAAAUUAUGAUGCGUUGUUGGUUAGCGGUACUUCUCUUGUAAUUAUUUAUCAGAAAUAAGAUGGCCUAGAGAUACUUAUUACACCAAGCACAAGAAUUAUGGAUUGGUUGAAAUAUCCUUGACAAUUUUAAUGUAGGUGUCUCCAGCUGAGUGAUGGUUGUCCGUCAUGGAGGCAGGGAACAUGUGUUGUCCUGGAUACGGCUGUGUUCCUAUGAAGACCCUGCUUCAUUGCAGUUGUUACCAUGGUUACUGUGUGUAGAUACAUUUUGUUCCACCUGCAUGUACCAUGUAUUUAUUCACACUGUUUCAGUUACACAAUCGAUUUGUGUCAUUUAUGUAGUGGCAUUUUAGACAUAUCAUUUGUGGAUUUCUAUUUAAUGUAUUUUCUGACAGGAGAGAUUUUCUUAGCUCCCUGGCAGCUCUUAACCAUGGUUAUAUGGCCACCAUUUUAGUCAUUUGUUGAAAUGUUUUCAUUGUUGCACAUACUGAUGUAAAUUCCCAAAUCUUAACAUAUUGUCAACCCUUUCUGGCUAAUUACUGUGUAAACUGUCUUCGGCCCCGUUGCACAAAGCUGUCUUAGUGCUAAGGUGAUCGUAACUCCUAUAGUCAACAUGAUUUUUACGAAAGUCGUAGUAGAAAGAGUGCUUUGUGGAACCGGGCCUGUUUCACAAAGGGAUAUAGAGCUAAGGUGAUCGUAACUCCCAAACUUUAACAUAGACUUACGACAGUCAUAGCACUAUGAUCGCUUUGUGAAACUGGACCCUGGACCCUGUUAGUCAUAGGAUGGUGUUAUGUCUCAUACUUGGCUAACAAAUAGGAGAUUAGGUGGUCAAAAUGGCUGCUGGCUCAGUAAAGUGCUGCUUUUCAUGAACAAGUGAGUGCUUGUAGUGUUGACUACAGAUAUGGAGGCCCAGCUUUGAUUUACCUUGAUAUAGCUUCUUUAUCGCUGAAUAUAGCAUGUCACAACAUUCAUUCACUCACUCACUCGGACGCCCUUUCAUUCAGUGCAGUCAAGGUCAUGGUCACAAAAACUGUCCUUUUUGACAUUCAUCUUCGUGAUUGUAGGUAGAUAGCUUCACCAGUGUGUAAUGGUUUUAAUUCUGAACAAAGUCCAUAUCUGUCAGGGACUGUUCUUUCAGUAAAUAUUUCAUCUACUUGUCACUGUGUGGUUUGUUGAUUAUUAGUUGUGGAUGUUUAGCGAAAGACACAUCAUGUUUGUUUUUGUCUUGGCAAUAUGAUUCAUUUGCCAUUGUGUAUGUCAACUGUCAGUUCCAUUCUUAUGAUAUCAGUGUUUCUUGGAACAAGAUCUAGUUUUCAGGAUGAGUGCUUAUCCAAGAAACUGACAGAUAUUGUGCUAAAAUGUUUUCAUCUGCAGUCUAUGAAUGUUAGGUUUUCUUCUAGGUAUUGACCAAUUAUCUUGUCACCUUGACAUGUAUCUUGUCAUUUUGACCUGUAUUGUCACAUUGAACUGGUAGCUUGUCACUGUGACCUGCAUUGUGUCACUCUGACAUAGGUCUUGUCACCUUGACCUGUAUUGUGUCACCUUGACCUCUAUCUGGUCACCUUGACCUCUAUCAUGUUACCUUGACCAGGAUACUUGUGUACCUUCAGUGACUGAGAUUGUGUUGGAGCAUCUCCUUCCCAUCAGUCACUUGAUAUGUUCUUAUGCUCAGGGAUUUGAAGAUUUAUGUAAAUUAUGAAAUUUAAUAGGAGCCAUGUUAAUCAGCAAUCUGUCAUGUCAGUGUGUAACCCCGAAGUGUCAAGUGUGUAAUGUAAAAUGCAAAUCAUAAAUACGACUGGCAUCAAGAUCUAGUAAAACAACACUGCAUAUGACUGUCAGAAUGUUAGUUCCCUCUAGAACUCUAAAGCCGUUUACCUUUCAGAUACUUGUGAAAAUAUUCAGUCUUAUAAAUUAGUCUCUUUGAAAAAUAAUAGAAGCACCGAAACUUGCAAUUUUAAAAUGAUUUAAGGCAGUUAUGAGUAUAUAUUUAUUAUUGAAGGAUGCCCUGUCAUCUUACUGAGAUUUGUUUGUGUUGUGAGGAUCUGUGUUUACUGGCGCGUGUAUAUAGACAGUAUUAAUCUAUGACCAGGUCGAAAUAGUGUUAUGAAGCCAAGCAAACUGGAAUAUCAAAUGUAGCAUAGGCAGGUUGAAUCCUGCAUGAAUCUCUGGAUGUAUGGGAGAGUUUAGAGGUCUGAUCAUGUAUUGCUAUUACUUCAAAAUGUAUUAGUUCAUCAGGUCAAAAAGGGCAUUGUUGAGUGGCUAAUUUUACACAGACUAAAAAGCCUACCAUUGAAUUAGUUUUGAAAUCAGUGUUUUUCAACAAUCCACAAAAUGACUGAUGCAAGUGAGACUAAACUAGUGUGGUCAGGGGGUCAUUGGGUUCUGUCGGAAUCAUUUGACUUCCACCUAUAUGAAAUAUUUACGUUAUUGUUUGGGGAAAUGGUCAUUAAAUGCUACUCCCCAAUCACUGGACAUAAGUUGAAUAAUCUCUUGAAGGAUUUGUUCAUGCCUGCUUCAGCGCUUAUGGAUUGUAAUUUGAAUUCAGGGCUUGAUUGAAGGAAAUGAAACCAACUUGCAUUCGGUGCAACCUUAGGUAUUAUCCUUGUUGCACCAGACAAAAAGAGGUUGCACCUGUAGUUAAUAUGAAAUUAUAUACAAUGCUUGAGUUUUGGUAUUGAUAACAUUACUACACUGGUUCAGAUAACAUUUUAUCAUGCUUCACAAAAUGUCAACAAUGCUCCAUGCCAGUUUCUCAUCAUUCUGUUUUCCAGCUGAAGUCUCUGUACUUUGAGCAGGAAAGUAUUAGCAUGCACUUGGUGCAAGUUGGUAUAUUAUAUAUGAGGUUACAUUUUCUAGUUUCAGGCUGCUCCAGUGUUUAAAUCGAGCCCUGUAAUUCCUGAAUGAGAUCUUAAGAAAGCCUGGCGGUCAGUGCUUUUCAUGGUUCGGAUCAGUAACUGUAGUAGCAUUGGUGAUAUCUGUGUAUAGUUCUACACAAUCAUAUGGUAACCAUGCAGGAUAUUGUUGCUGUCAAGGAUAUUCAGACCCUUAAAAAUAUGUUUACUUUGAAGGUCAAGGACAAUGUCUGUCCUCAAUGGUAAUGGCAGUUUCAUUUCUUUGGGACUAUUAGUGUUUCAUUAUUGUGUUAAAAAUUAUACUCAGAAUGUAUCUAUAUCGUAAGAAUACAUUAAUUGUAAGGUCAUAUUUUAUUUGUCCUAAUUCAUUUAAGAUCAUGUAAAACGCAAAUUUAAGCAGUCUUUGCCCCUUAUGUUAUGGAUCCCAAAAUUACCUUAAGAGUCACAAUUGAGCUCAAUACUCCAAGGUUUGGUUCCAAUUCUCAAAAAGAUUGUAGUCCUGCCGGUUAUUAUGGGCUCAGAAAUAGUGCAAGAUUCAUCAAGGUUCUCAACACUUGAAUAGGAAACUAAGAAAAUGUAGUUCGGGUAAGCAUCAUCAGCGUUACGUUCUAACAGAGGGGCACAGGUUGCCCGUUUGUCCGAAGCUGAUACCUUUCCUGUGACAGAAUCACAGCAGUCAAUUGGCAAAUAUUGUUUAGUCUAAAUUUGUCCCAGCCAAACCUCAUUAGGGUUGGCAAGCUUGACCACCUGGUAUGGAUUAUUUAACUAUAUAGGAUUUUUUGUCGCAGAUUUCUGAUAAUUGAAUAGAUAUUUCUUCUGAGCUUAAAGAAUGACGGGUGCUAGGUAGUAGACCUGUUCGAAACAUGUAACUUGUGGGACUUUUGCAGUGUUUGUAAGCUGAAACCUUUACCGAAGAGUUGAAUGUGAAGAGAAUGUAUUCCGAUUGAUUUCUGGCAUCUAGAAUGUACGUAGACACGCGAGGAUUGGGAAGGGAUUGGCACAUUAUGCAGAAAUCAUUGUCAGGAGGUUCAGCCUUAUCUGGUUGCUUUCCAUUAGCGAAACAGGACCGUGUUAUCUCCUUGAUAGACAUGUCCUUAUACAGUGCAAUAUUACUUGAUGUCACACUAGUUCUAUACACCAAACUGAAAUGUGAAAAGCUUAGCUACAAGUGUAAAUGUUUAUUUGACAUGGAUGUUUCUGGGAUAACCUAUAAAACUUUCUGGUAACUACUGCAAACUUAGAUGCAUAAUUCUUUCAAAAAUCGGGUUAUUAAAUUGGUUACGUCAUAGUUUGCGACAUCAUGCAAAGCUACUUUAGUAGACUAGAUAAUCAAAUAUACAUGGCUAUAAAGUGUUGUCAUCGUGUCAAAUCAACGGUCUGAGAAUGUACAGUAUGUAUAAAUAUUGUUGUGUUUAAAUGUGCCAUUUUCAUACUCUAAAUAAAUAUUGUUAUAUCACCAAGA
Haliotis rubra (blacklip abalone) is the source of this 11739-nucleotide messenger RNA. RefSeq names its product helicase ARIP4-like. Gene Ontology annotation, cellular component: nucleus. Gene Ontology annotation, molecular function: ATP binding; ATP hydrolysis activity; ATP-dependent chromatin remodeler activity. NCBI's taxonomy places the organism in Eukaryota, Metazoa, Mollusca, Gastropoda, Lepetellida, Haliotidae. The record is from RefSeq and is a predicted model, not a curated record.